AUGCGCGCAGCCGAUAGGUGCGCACCUGCGGACUCCGUGCCGGCCUGGGAGGUUGGAGGCCUCAUUGACUUUGGCGACGCCAAGGUGGGUCACCGCAUCUACGACUUCGUUGCGCUGCACGUCCUGGUAUUCCGCUGCGACAAGCCCCUUCUGCGCCGCUUCUUCCUGGCCUACGGCGCAACCAACUUGCCAUCGCACGGGUUCGCCUACACCGCGAUGUGUCUCUCCCUGCUGCACGAGCAUGACAUCAUCGGCGCCAUUGCCCGGAUUGUACCCGACUUCACCCCCAGCCUUCACCAGCUUGCUACCUUGCUAUGGGAGUACGAGACCACCUAA
Molecule: messenger RNA, 336 nt
Organism: Acanthamoeba castellanii str. Neff
Lineage: Eukaryota; Discosea; Longamoebia; Acanthamoebidae
Exons: 1
Coding region: 1-336 (111 amino acids)
Source: RefSeq, a predicted model, not a curated record